Astyanax mexicanus (Mexican tetra) is the source of this 2781-nucleotide messenger RNA. RefSeq names its product stonin-1. The record is from RefSeq and is a predicted model, not a curated record. The transcript is spliced from 4 exons. The coding region runs from base 224 to 2350 and encodes 708 amino acids. Gene Ontology annotation, biological process: clathrin-dependent endocytosis; synaptic vesicle endocytosis; intracellular protein transport. Lineage: Eukaryota; Metazoa; Chordata; Actinopteri; Characiformes; Acestrorhamphidae. Gene Ontology annotation, molecular function: clathrin-cargo adaptor activity. Gene Ontology annotation, cellular component: synaptic vesicle; AP-2 adaptor complex.
GACUUGGAGAGAGAGGACCGAGAGAGGGAGGGAGGGAGCAGCUUUUCCACUUAUCUCUGCCAUUUUGAAGCGAUCCGGUCAGUCCAGCGGAACAUCCCGAACCAUGACCCGGUGCUGGACACGGACUGGAGCUGAGUAUCUGAAUGAUCCCUAAGGUGGGUUUCCUUCAGGCUGACUCCGGACAGAAAUCUCAAAUCUGAGUUCAAACAACUUUUCCAGUACAAUGUGUUCAACAAAUCUUCCAGCUAACUGGGUGACAUUUGAAGAGGAAGGGACCCCACUCCCGUCACCUCAGAAAACCGUUAGGUCUCCAUCCUCAAGCUCAGGGUCAAUUCCUCGCCCGAAUGGUUUAAAGCUUGUUCUGCCUCCUUUAGGGAACCCAUCUCUAAGCUUGUCCAGCCCACUGGAAUCUCCUCAAAUGCACUUUACCCUCAAUGGGAGCUCACGUGUGCCCAGCAACACUCCGAUGUGUACUCCAGUGAGGGAGACACCAACUGGUCCAUCUCCUUUUUACUCUAGCCCUCAAGGACAGUCUGACUUCUUCAACAGUUUUUCCAGUACACCAACCAGCAUCUCCUCUCCUGAGAAAAGUGCCUCCAACUGGACUCCUGAGGUCUCCUUCCCAUCAUUCCAAGAUGACCCAGGGCACUUUAGCCCUUUUUGGACAGAAAGCAUACACAAGAGAGAUUCUGGAAGCUCCUCCUCAGACUCGGAGCCCAGCUCAACCUUGCCUCGCUUCUUUAUUCGAAGCAAGGAUGGUUAUGAACCACCAAGAGACCAUCUUCAAAACUCUUACUCCUACAUAUGCCACAAGUUAGAGCGACUAAGGGCAAAAGAGGACUAUGAGGAUGGAAAUGGAAAUGGGGAAAGGAGAGUUUCAGAUGUUAGGACACUGAGGGAUGCUGAGAUUGGAGGCUGCCUUUCUUCCUUCGUUCCUCAGGAACUGUUCUUCAGCCAGAGGAGGCAUGGUUGGGCUUUAAUGCUGAGGAUUCCGGAGAAAAAGAACCGUAUGUCAUCACGUCAGUGGGGUCCCAUCUACUUGCAGCUGCUCCCAGGAGCUGUGCUCCAGAUGUACUACGAGAAGGGAUUGGAAAAACCGUUCAAGGAGUUCCAGCUUCAUUCCAACUGCUCGCUCUCAGGCCUGAAACUAGAGAGCUAUGGUGAGCAACGCAAGAUCGCAACGUUGAAGAUUGAGCAUGUGCUGUACACAGAGCGAAAGCGCUAUCACCCCAAGCCCGAAGUCACUCAUGAAGCUGAGGUUGAGCAGCUGCUGAAGUUUGGAACAACAGACUUUGGAGACAUGGAAGACUUGCUUGUGUCCCUUGAGGAGGAGCUGAUGAGACUACCAGGUCCACAUAAGCAACAAAAACAUUAUGAGGAGCAGGAGCUGUCCCUGCAGAUUGCAGACCACAUCUGGAUGCGAGUAGACAAGGACGGAGCCACACUGGAACGUGCAGCCAUUACUCGAAUUCACUGUCUGGCCUUCUUGAAUGGUCCAGGGGAAUGUUUUCUGGCAUUGAAUGACCUUGCACUGCUGAGAAGAGACUCUGGAUAUGGCUCAGAGGAAGAUGAGGAGGUGUGGAUGGAGAUUGAGGACUUCCAUUUUCACAAGUGUGUGCGACAGUCAGAAUAUGAAGACACUAGACUGAUUAAGUUUUCGCCACCUGAUUCUUGCAAGGUGGAACUCAUGCGCUACAGGACUGUAUCCCUUAGUUGUGGCGAGCUGCCAUUCUCGCUGAAGGCAAUGGUCACUGUGCAAGGUGCCUAUGUGGAGCUACAAGCUUUUCUCAAUAUGCAAUCGUCCUUCCCUUUCCCUGGAGCAAAUUCAGAGAUGCAGCCAGUUUGUGAAAAUGUGCUCAUUCAGGUGCCAUUGCCAGGUGACUGGGUCAAAAUGCCUCGUAGUGUGUCGCUGCCAUGGCAGAAAUCACUGAAAGCCCGCAUGAACAGGAAUGCCUGUUUGGGCUCAGUGAACGUCACAGACUCUCAUCCUGUCAUGCAGGUAACUGUUGGUACAGUCAAGUAUGAAAAUGUGUACGGGUCCAUUGUUUGGAGGAUUGACAGGCUUCCUGCUAAGAACAUGGCAGUGGACCAUCCACACUCCUUCUCUUGUAAGCUGGAACUUGCAUCAGACCAGGAGAUCCCCUCUGACUGGUUCCCUUUCAUCACCAUGGAAUGUGAGGUUGCAUACACAGUUGCUUCGCAUACUCGAGUGAUAUCUUUGGGCACAGAAAGCGACAUUCAGCCUCAAAAACACAUCAGCAGCAAGGCCUACUAUAAAUGUCAGGUGGAAAUAGAGAAGAAGGUGAUCGAAGCAGAAUUACAGAAACCAACAAGUUGCGCGACGCAGUGAUCCAGCAUGUUCUCUAACUUUAUCACACUUAAAACCAAUGCAUUAAAUGUUCUUACUUUGGUCUGUUUGUUAACAUUUACACGCAUGGCUCUUCAUUAUUAAAGCAUGAAAUCAUGUAUUUGUUUGAUAACCACAAAGUAAAUACGAUGCAUAAGGUGUAUUGCAUUCUGCCAAAGCAAUGCCUUCCAAAAAAGCUUGUUCAGUAGCCUACAGUAUUGUUGCACUUUAGCCUGUAUUCCAAGGCUGUCAAUGGAUGAAACAUAAUACACAUGAUCAUGUAUGAAAAGGAAAUUCUUAUUAUGAGAAAAACCCUGCUGCAUAGAGUAUCUGACAUGAAUAAAUCAUUACAUUAUCAUGUAAUAUUAUUUAAUAAUGUCUGUUGUUUAAUUGCAUUUUGUUUAUACACUGUAAGCAAUAAACAUAUAUUUGCA